This is a messenger RNA of Fundulus heteroclitus (mummichog), 2346 nucleotides long. It is a transcript of the gene trappc14, whose product is annotated as microtubule associated protein 1. Gene Ontology annotation, cellular component: TRAPPII protein complex. The record is from RefSeq and is a predicted model, not a curated record. Gene Ontology annotation, molecular function: alpha-tubulin binding. The transcript has 13 exons. Gene Ontology annotation, biological process: cilium assembly. Bases 96 to 1922 code for a protein of 608 amino acids. Lineage: Eukaryota; Metazoa; Chordata; Actinopteri; Cyprinodontiformes; Fundulidae.
UCUUACUCUGAAAGAACCCGGAAGCGGGCGCGUUGAUUGUUCUGGACGGCCCGUUGACUCCUGGUCCCGGUCCCGCUCAGCCUCCGGUCGUCGCCAUGGUGCAGAUGAUGGAGUCGCAGUGCGAGUACUUCAUGUAUUUCCCGGCGGUGCCCAUCACCGACCUGUCGGACCCGGCCCGGUACCGGAGCCUGCCCCGCCGCAGCCACCUCUACCUGGGCGAGACGGUCCGCUUCCUGCUGGUGCUGCGCUGCCGGGACGCGGCGGCGGCGACACCGAGCGAGCAGGGCCCCGCAGGGGGCGCUGACGCCACAGCGGCCGCUUUCGGCACCGAGUCGCCCAGCAGCCGGGCGUGGCGGGAGCUGGCCGGCUCUCUGAGCGCCGUGGCCAGCGUGAGUCCGGGCGAGAACAGCCGUCACCGGGGCAACCACCACCAGGACUACCAGAGCAGCGGCGACGAGGACGGAGACGACGACUACAUGGCGGCGGCGGAGGCGGCCAUCGCGGCGCUGGGCAGCAGGGUGGACUCCCGCUGCCGCAGCUUCAGGGACUGCAAGCCGCUGCUCAUCCACAACUCGUCCGGGACGGCGUCCAGGGAGUUCCGCCGCGCUCCUGUUCAGUCUCCUCUGGACGAGCCGGUGGUCCUGACAGAAGAGGUGAUCUUCCCCCUCACCGUGUCUCUGGACAAGCUUCCCGUCAGCACCCUGAAGGUGAAGGUCAUGGUGACCGUGUGGAAGAAGGAGGCAGAGAAGGUGGAGGUGCAGGAGCUGGGAUACCUGAGCGUCCUGCAGCACCGAGAACCGACGCACACCUUCAGACACGACCUGAACACCUUCAAAGCUCAGGUGAGCACCACCCUGACCGUCCUGCCGCCCCCCACCGUCCGCUGCAAACAGAUGACCGUUUCUGGGAAGCACCUGGCCGUCCUGAAAGUCCUGAACGAGUCGUCCCAGGAGGAGCUGAGCAUCCGGGACGUGCGGAUCCUGCCCAACCUGAACGCCUCCUACCUUCCCAUGAUGCCCGACGGCUCCGUGCUGCUGGUGGACAACGUCUGCCAUCAGUCCGGCGAGGUCGGCAUGGCGUCCUUCUGCCGCGUGGACAGCGGGGCCUGCCGCCUUCCCAGCAUGCUCGGCGCUCUGGAGGAGCACGACUUCCUGUUCCAGCUGCACCUGAACGACGUUCCGCAGGACGACUCUAACGAGGGCUUUGAGGUUCCUUUGGUGGCGGUGCUGCAGUGGUCCACUCCCAAGAUGCCGUUCACCAACUGCAUCUACACCCACUACAGGCUGCCCAGCAUCCGUCUGGACCGGCCCCAGUUCGUCAUGACCGCCAGCUGCCCCAGCUCCGUCAAGGUCAAAGAGGACUUCAAGGUCAAAUACGUCCUGAUCAACAACCUGCAGGAUUUCCUGGCCGUCCGGCUCCUCUGGACUCCUGAAGGUCGCGGUCGGGGCGAGGACGCCACGCUGGCGCCGGUGGUUUGUCACACGCCGCUCAGCAACCUGGGUCACUGUCGCAAAGGCAGCACGCUGUCCUUCAGCGUGUCCUUCCAGAUCCUCAAGCCGGGACUCUACGAGCUGAGUCAGCACAUGAAGCUAAAGCUUCAGUUCACAGCUUCAGUUUCCAACCCUCCUGCUGACGCCCGGCCGCUCUCACGUAAAAACAGCCCGUCCAGCCCGGCCGUCCGUGACCUGCUGGACCGGCACCAGGCCAGUCUGGGCCGAUCCCAGUCCUUCUCGCACCAGCAGCCGUCCCGCUCGCACAUCAUGAGGACGGGCAGCGCCAUGGAGCGGCGGGCCAUCACGCCGCCGGUCGGCUCCCCGGUGGGCCGGCCGCUCUACCUGCCGCCGCAGGACAAGUCGCUGCUGGCCGUGGACAAGAUCGCCAAGAGGGAAUGCAAGGUUCUGGUGGUGGAUCCAGUCAGCUAGGUUUCAAACCGGCAACCGAACAAAAAGAUGUGAAACUACUGAAGAGACGAAACGCUGGACUGUCCUGCUGGAAGGUUUCUGGGAGGCUUAACUGUAAUUUAUUUAUUGUUUUAAGGCGUCUGCAGGCAGCAUUAGCGGUCCUGAACAUUUCCUGAAAGUCACUGAGUAUUACGGUUCUGCAGACGUUCUGGUUCUGAUCCAGCCUGCAGAACCGAGCUGGAAACCCAGAGUUGCUUCAUCAAGUGUUACCUCGUUGGUUCUGUGGUGUUUUUAACGGUGCAGCUUCAGCUUCACCAGCUUCUGUUUACAAUCAGCAUGGCUGUCGUUCCUCUGCAGGUUACCGAACGUCAAAUAAACCCGAGAAACUGUCCUGUUCACUGGAAAACAACCUCCUGCUGAGAUCCCUACAAUACAGCUCCCUGCU